UAUUCAUAAUGCAAACUAUGAAGCUAGAGCUAUCGAUUUCAGUGAUUUGUCUGCAGAUUUGGAUUUGUAUGGGCGGUGGAAGCAUAUCCUAUACAACACCUUCCGGAGGGAGCGGGACUGCUAACGUCGACGAGAACGCCUCGGGUGGAACGGUUUUACUUGACGUUGACGUCACCAAUAAUGGCGGAACUGUGACGUUCUCGAUGGCAAACGAGUUCCUUCAAAUCCAUCCCACCAGUGGCGUUAUUACGGUCAGAAAUGGCGUUGUUAUCGACUAUGAGACGUUACCGAGUGACAAGACAUUUACGGUGACGUUCGGUGCAUCGGAUAACGGUGGAACGCCGCUGGAAGGCACGCUUGUCGUGACGGUAAAUGACGUCAACGAGGCGCCGACGUUCGCCGGAGAAGAACUUGUGCAGAAGGGGAUAUCUGUUAAUGACAAAACAUAUGAAAACGAGGCUGUGGCAAACGUUAGGGCCAGAGACCCCGAUAUGAAAGGCCAGAAAGGUGCUAUCCAGUCCUAUGGAAUACAGACGCCGAACACACCAUUCGACAUUUCCGACGUCGGAUCCAUCACAGUCGCUAACGACCACUUCAUUGACAUCACGACCCGCGUGGUCUGGUCGAUUGAAGUCAUUGCAGUUGACGGAGGUAACCCAUCUCUGACCGGGACGGCUACAUUUCACAUCGGGGUAUGCAAGCUAUGUUCCAACAGCGGAGCUACUACCCCCACAGUCGGAAUAUUUGGACUCUUCCUGUGCAUUGCUGCUAUAUUUAGUCUAUGGUUUUAG
Mya arenaria is the source of this 791-nucleotide messenger RNA. Its product is annotated as cadherin-related family member 1-like. NCBI's taxonomy places the organism in Eukaryota, Metazoa, Mollusca, Bivalvia, Myida, Myidae. The record is from RefSeq and is a predicted model, not a curated record. Bases 9 to 791 code for a protein of 260 amino acids. Gene Ontology annotation, biological process: homophilic cell-cell adhesion. Gene Ontology annotation, molecular function: calcium ion binding. Gene Ontology annotation, cellular component: membrane. The transcript is spliced from 6 exons.